CGCGGUCGCGUCCGUCUAUAAGGACGCUCCCCCCGCGCCGUUGCGCCUUGUCCACCCCAGCCCCACAGCAAUCCGGCGUUCCCCGACCGCACCGUCUCGCUGCGCUCGAGAGGCCGCCGCCCCCGCGCCCCCACCCGCGCCAGGAGUAAGUUUUUAACUUGACCAAUAUGUCGAGGGAGGAGAACGUUUACAUGGCCAAGCUGGCCGAGCAGGCCGAAAGGUAUGAGGAGAUGGUUGAGUAUAUGGAGAAGGUGGCCAAGACUGUAGAUGUCGAAGAGCUCACUGUUGAGGAGCGUAACCUCCUGUCAGUUGCAUACAAGAAUGUGAUUGGGGCUCGCCGUGCUUCAUGGCGCAUUGUCUCAUCCAUUGAACAGAAGGAGGAGUCCCGUAAGAAUGAGGAGCAUGUUACUCUGAUCAAGGAAUACCGUGGCAAGAUUGAAGCUGAGCUGAGCAAUAUCUGUGAUGGCAUCUUGAAGCUGCUUGACUCACACCUUGUUCCUUCUUCUACUGCUGCCGAGUCAAAGGUCUUCUACCUCAAGAUGAAGGGUGACUAUCACAGGUAUCUUGCUGAGUUUAAGACUGGCGCUGAGAGGAAGGAAUCUGCCGAGAGCACGAUGGUUGCUUACAAGGCUGCUCAGGAUAUUGCUCUGGCUGAACUGGCACCUACCCAUCCGAUAAGGCUUGGACUUGCUCUUAACUUCUCGGUGUUCUAUUACGAGAUUCUGAACUCCCCAGACAAAGCUUGCAACCUUGCAAAGCAGGCGUUUGAUGAGGCUAUCUCUGAGUUGGACACCCUUGGGGAGGAGUCAUACAAGGACAGCACUCUGAUCAUGCAGCUCCUGAGGGACAACUUGACCCUCUGGACCUCUGACCUCACGGAGGAUGGCGCUGAGGAGGGCAAAGAAGCCCUGAAAGGUGACGCCGGCGAGGGACAGUAACCCUUGAGGGCAUGUUCUUGAAGCCCAUUGUUUUAGAUGCCCCUGUGCUGGAUGAAGCUGUGCGCUGCGCCAUUAUUGUAGCUGCUUUCGACUCCGCUCGCUUCUUUCCUUAUAGUAGGCUGGUAGUGGUCGAAUUAGUUGUCAUUGCUUUGAAUUGCCGCUAGUUGGCACUAGGUCCUUGUGGACUGGUAUUGUUGUCCUGGAUUUGACAAGCAUGUGUGUUGUCCCUCUAGCGUUUUAUUGAGCAAUAUUGAAGUUGUCAUUUUCGUCUAGUUGUUGCAA
Panicum hallii is the source of this 1220-nucleotide messenger RNA. RefSeq names its product 14-3-3-like protein GF14-C. The coding region runs from base 168 to 938 and encodes 256 amino acids. Gene Ontology annotation, biological process: signal transduction. Lineage: Eukaryota; Viridiplantae; Streptophyta; Magnoliopsida; Poales; Poaceae. Gene Ontology annotation, cellular component: cytoplasm. The record is from RefSeq and is a predicted model, not a curated record. The transcript has 6 exons.